CAACUCCAUCACCACCACCACCCUCCCCCACCCUCCAUCAUGCCCGACGUAGACAUGAAGCCAGUUCAGUCUACAACGACUGCGGCUCCCGCUGCCAAGGCCGUCACACGCGCACCUCCCUCGACUGAAGAGCUCCUCUUGGCCCUAUUGCGACACAAUCUCGCACUCGUACAGCGGUCCGUAUUACACCUAGAGGCACGCUUCUCCGUGCGCGCUCUGCGUAAUCUACCCACGGCAAGGAGAAGGAUUGCAGAGUAUCCUGCUGUCCUGGCCCGAGUCAUCGAGGAGGCCACAGAAGGUGACAGUGCCACGAGAAAGGAGCUCCUAGCUCUGCUACCCAAGGCAUACGAGCCCAUCAAGGUGACAGCCGAGGAGCCAGAGGCAAAGUCGGACGUGGCUGCCAUGGAUGUUGAUGAGCAGAAGGAGGGAGGAGACAAGGAUUUCAAGAGCGGUACAGAGAAGAAGGGCAAGGAGAAUGGCGAGCAAAAGGCAGCUUCAGCACCCAAGGAUCUGACUGCUAGACCUUCAUCGGAAGCUCAAAAUGAGAUGGACGCAUACUUGAAGCUGCUGACCGCAACAUGGCUCAUCGAUGAGAAGAAGGUCAAUGAAUCUCUCUCGCUGGCUCGUUCAUCGGUCGCAGCGAUCAUCGCUUCCAACCGACGUACUUCAGACCCCAUUCUCGCCAAGACCGUCUUCUACCUCGCCCGAGCUGUCGAACUCUCGUCUGGGACCUCUGGUCUGGCCGCAGAGCGCUCGAAUCUGCUUGCUCUUCACCUCACCUCCUCCCUUCGCCACGACUCUGAGACCACUGCUACGAUCAUCAACCUGCUCCUUCGCUCUUACAUCGUCGAGGGCAGUCUUUACGACCAGGCUGACAAGCUCGUGGCACGCGCUCCCUUCCCGCGUGCUCAAGCAGGCAAUUCAAACAUUGCCCGAUACGAGUACUGGGUCGGACGUAUUCGCGCUGUCCAGCUCAACUACACAGAAGCCCAUCAGCAUCUUCAGCAAGCUAUUCGCCGAGGGCCGCAACCAUCCUCUGCUUCUGCAAAGGAUGCCGUGGCUUCUGCAACUGCUCUCGAAGGUGAAGACAAGACCGCCGCCGCUGCUGCUGCUAAGGCCGAGACUCCAGCUGCUGUCGAUGAGAAGAAGCAGGCUGCCGCCGGUUUCUUCCAGACUGCCUACAAGUUCCUCAUUGUGGUGGAGCUGCUGAUGGGUGAUAUCCCCGAACGGUCCAUCUUCCGUCAAGAGGUUCUCAAGAAAUCCCUCGCCCCAUACCUGGAAAUUGUCCAGUCCGUACGCGUGGGCGACUUGCAACACUUCCAACAGUGCCUUACCGACUAUACGCCCCUCUUUCAGCGCGAUGCGACCUACUCUCUCAUCCUACGUCUGAGGCACAAUGUCAUCAAGACUGGCAUCCGUAUGAUCUCCCUCUCCUACUCGAAGAUUUCCCUCUUGGACAUCACCCGCAAGCUAGGCUUGGAAUCGGAAGAGGACGCAGAGUACAUCGUAGCAAAGUCUAUCCGCGAUGGUGUCAUUGAUGCAAAAAUCAACCACGAAAAGGGAUGGAUGAUCAGUCAGGAGCGUCGUGACGUGUACAGCACCGAGGAGCCCAGGAAGAUGUUCGAAGGGAGAAUCGAGUGGUGUCUGGGCUUGAGGAAUGAGAGCGUCAAAGCUAUGAGGUAUCCGCUCAAUGGCGGUAAAGGAGAUGAAUUGGCUAAUGCUGAGAAGGCUAGAGAGAGGCAGAGGGAGCUGGCGACGGAGAUUGCUGAUGGCGAUUUGAGCGACGAUGAAGAUGGGGGCGACUGGAUGUAGGUGUGCAACAGGGAGGCUGCAUAUAGUACUGUUACCAUUGUCAAGAAAAUGCGCAGUAGUAGCGGGGGUAUAUCGACGAAAUGACACGACUAAGCACAAGUG
Molecule: messenger RNA, 1914 nt
Organism: Microstroma glucosiphilum
Lineage: Eukaryota; Fungi; Basidiomycota; Exobasidiomycetes; Microstromatales; Microstromataceae
Product: putative 26S proteasome non-ATPase regulatory subunit p58
Exons: 2
Coding region: 40-1812 (590 amino acids)
Biological process (GO): regulation of protein catabolic process; ubiquitin-dependent protein catabolic process
Cellular component (GO): proteasome complex; proteasome regulatory particle, lid subcomplex
Molecular function (GO): enzyme regulator activity
Source: RefSeq, a predicted model, not a curated record